Molecule: messenger RNA, 1302 nt
Organism: Moesziomyces antarcticus
Lineage: Eukaryota; Fungi; Basidiomycota; Ustilaginomycetes; Ustilaginales; Ustilaginaceae
Exons: 1
Coding region: 1-1302 (433 amino acids)
Source: RefSeq, a predicted model, not a curated record
AUGGAAGCAGGGCCAUCAUCAUCCGUGCUGCCUCCGCGCUCUGGCGACGUCGUGCUCUGCGUCGAUGCCGGUGGCACCAAGACGCUUGCUGUCGCCGCAUCUGUAGGCUCCAAGCAGACCUUUGUCGGCCAGGCCGGCUGCGGCAACUGUGCUACGCUGGGGCUUGAGGCCGCCAGCCAAGUCAUCCUGCGCGCCGUUCGCGACGCAUUGAUAUCCGCCGGCUUCGGCACGUUCUUCGACCUCAUCGAGGCCGGCGAGGCGGAAGGCAUCACCACGCCGCCGCUCUCGCUCUCGGACAACGACGCCUCUUCCGCCGACGGUGAUGGCGAGCUGCAUUCGACGCGCCAGACGUCGUCCAACGUGCGACGUCCACGUGUGCGCGCCAUCUGGAUCGGCUCGGCCGGGCUCUCCUCCUCGGCGGUGAUCGGCAGUUAUCGUCAGCAGCUCUCACAGCUCUUGCAGGAGUAUCACCUUGCGGACGACUCGACGCCCAUCUGGAUCACCAACGAUGCCGUGUUGCUUUCGGCGCCCAUGCUGCGUGAUGCGUCCACACAGUCGUGCGUGUGCCUCAUUGCCGGUACAGGCAGUGCGGGUUUUGCGUUCCAGCGCACCUCAUCGUCAUCCGAACCCACCUCGGGGCUCGAAUCGCCCCGCGCGCCCAGUUCAAGCGAGAACGAGGAUCUGCCCGGUCUGGCGACGGUGAGCAAGACGGGCGGAUGGGGAUACUUGCUCGGCGACCGCGGCAGUGGGUGGUCGAUAGGGUUGUCGACGAUUCAGCUCAUGCUUACGCGCGAAGAGCAACGCCAAUUCACCGCGCUGCCACUCACGCAUUUCGAGGCGGCAGUGCUAUGUGCACUCGACGUGUCGACGCCCAUCGAGCUGAUUUCGGCAGCAUACCAGGACCGCGUGUGUGCUUCGGGCGGCAACUUUUUCCAUGCCGAAGACGCACGCAAGCGCUGGCUCGCCGAAACCACACGUGUCGUGUUCGAGUACGCCUUUGACCAUCGCGGCCGAUCGGGGAGCGAGCUGGCGACGCAGCUACUCCACCAGGCCGUGGGCGAGUGCAUCGACUCGAUCGCAAAGCUCUGCUGCCCAGCAGACAGGAUCGUGCCGCACAAGUCGACGCUCGUGCUGGGUGGCGGGUUGUGGUCCAACAGGUCGUUUUUGGAUCUGCUCGUCGACAUGUGGAAGCAACAGGGGAGGACGCCGUUUAAGAACAUCCACGUCGUCAAGAGCCCCGCACACGAGGCUGCGGCUUAUCUCGCUCAAAGGUUCCUCGACAUCCAGUGCGAGACUGACUGA